CAGCGCGCCGGCCGCGCUGACUCUCCUCGGCGGGGACCGCGGCGCCGGCCGGAGCGAGGAGCUGCGCACGCAGCGGGUCCCGGCGCCCUCCCCGCACACAAAGGCCCGCGCGCGUCCGGAGCCCGCGGCGGGUACCGAGCUCCCUCUUUCCUGCCCUGGGGGCCGGGAGCCGCGCGGACUGAGAAGGCUCCUGCGCGCCCGGAGGCGCCCUACUCCGCUCCGUGCUCCGGGACAUGGAACCGCGCCGACGCGGCGCCCGCGCGCUCGGGCCGCUGCCCGCUGCACUGGAUCUAUAGUCACAGGCGGCCCCGCUCGGGGCGCAGCGCCCGCCGCCCGCGCCGGUCGUCUCCGCUCCGGGUCUUUGUGUCCCAGCCCGCACCCGCCCCGCGCCCACCCGCCAGCCGCGGCCGGCCCGGCACCCUGGAGCCGCACGGGAGUCGGCCGUCCGAGCUGCGUCCGGCGCGGCGCCCCGGAACCCCGAGUCCGCCGCGCCGCCGCGCCCCGCGCGUGCGCUCCCGCCCCACGCCCUGAGGGCUCCGGAGGGCGAGCGCACCUGGCCCGGCGACCGCUGGAGCUGCGCAGCGCGCCUCGGAGCUGCCUGCGGGCGCACGCCGUCUUCCCCGCCAGUCUGCCCCGGAGGAUUGGGGGUCCCAGUCUGCGUCCCGUCAGUCCCUUCUUGGCCCGGAGUGCGCGGAGCUGGGAGUGGCUUCGCCAUGGCUGUGAGGAGGGACUCCGUGUGGAAGUACUGCUGGGGAGUUUUGAUGGUUUUAUGCAGAACUGCGAUUUCCAAAUCGAUAGUUUUAGAGCCUAUCUAUUGGAAUUCCUCGAACUCCAAAUUUCUACCUGGACAAGGACUGGUACUAUACCCACAGAUAGGAGACAAAUUGGAUAUUAUUUGCCCCAAAGUGGACUCUAAAACUGUUGGCCAGUAUGAAUAUUAUAAAGUUUAUAUGGUUGAUAAAGACCAAGCAGACAGAUGCACUAUUAAGAAGGAAAAUACCCCUCUCCUCAACUGUGCCAAACCAGACCAAGAUAUCAAAUUCACCAUCAAGUUUCAAGAAUUCAGCCCUAACCUCUGGGGUCUAGAAUUUCAGAAGAACAAAGAUUAUUACAUUAUAUCUGUCGUCUUUGUAAUAGGAUGUUCAUCAGAAUCUUGCCAGAGACUGUGCAUUUGGGAUCUUGGGGAAUACAGCACCACCACCACCCUCCCCCUGUGCAAGAGAAACAGAUCAACAUCUUAGGUUGAGAGUCUGGGGUCUGGAAGACCCGAGUUCCUGAGUGCCCUUUGACAAGUAACUUAACCCCUGUCUGCCUCAGUCUCUUCAUCUGUAAAGUGGGGAUAAUGACAGCACCUGCUUCACAGGGUUGAUGGGAAUCCAGAUGUGGUGGGAUAUAUAAAAUGCUUAUUACUUCCACCUUUGACACCAAAUACAUAUAACUAAGAGUUAACUUUGGAGCAGGGGAGGAAGUAUGAGGCUCCAGGCUGGAGGCAGACCUGUGUUCGGCUGCAAGUUGGAGAGGAUGGACCCCAAAAGCUUGGCUGAUUUGAAGUCCAUCCAUAAAAUGGAACUCCAGAGAGUUUACACGUUUCAGUAAUGCUGCAUAACUUAAUUAUAAGAUCUUCUCUCUUUGUCUUCUUUGAGUGAUAUAAAAGCUCUUUUGUCCUUGAGCUUCCUUUACCAAGAAACAUGCAUUUAUGUAUCUUUUUGUUCAUGGAAUUGCCCAAGCUUGUUAGCAGAUCCUUUGUAAGACCCAAAAGAGACAGACAGGGGAGGAGUCUUCAGAUACAUAUAAUCAUUUUUCCCAAUUUCCAUGUUACCAGCCUUGCCAGGACUUUUUCUCAGUUCCCUGUUACACAAUGAAAAUAGUGUAUCUUUAUUGAUAAUUUUAGUAGCAUCCUAAUGUGGUAUAAAUCGUCUUCCAGAGAAGAAAAUGUGUCAGGGUUGCGUUAUCACUGAGGCUAGCUGGGAAAGUAGAUCAGCCCAUUAGUCUGAUAAUUCGAAGCAUUGUUUCUGUUAUUUCUGAACAUCAUGUGAACUCCUUUUCUGGGUGUAUUAAAGGUUUUCCCAGUGUGUGUCAGUGAGACUCCUGAUUGAAUUUAAUAUGAAUAAAGAUAAAUUCUUUACACUUAAGGAUUAGAGUCUCAGCUUCUGCUUAACUUGAGAUUGCACUGAGAAAGUCCUGGCUCUCAGGUAUAGUGGAGUCACGACCUGGGGAUGUCUGUCCCAUAUGGCUCUGUGUGUAAGAAGAAAAAGCUGCUGUGGACGGAGACUCUGUUCACAUUAAAUGACAUCAACCUAAGCCAUCAUGACAGCAAGAAUUAUUUAGGAAUUGCUCAGAAUAAAACUGCCUUCAUUAUUGCAUAAAAUGUAUCUUGGUAUCUUUAGCACCUUAUUUAUGGCUUUUUAAAGGUUCACUGGGAUUUAUAAAUAAUUGGACAAUGCUAGAGACCUAGUACAAGAAUGAAAGAGGACAGGCUUCUUUCUUAAUAACCUUUAAACAUUCAUCAGGAAGAUAAAACUUUAAAGCAAAAUAAAACACAUGAAAAUAGCCAAGAUGCACAGACCAGACAAGCAAAUAGUAGUUUAACUUAUUUGUAUAGUUCUUAAGAGUCACAUUUGUUCCUGAAGUUUCAAAAUCUCGGGCUGGGUGUUUGAUCACUUAGGGAAGCGUUGUGGCCUUCACAUACUCUUGUCUCACUUUGAAGUCUAGAAACACAGGUCUUAGAGCAAUUUUUAUCACUGUGAGAAAGCUGAAACUUAGUGUGAGUAGCUUAGUACAAUUCAGUUGGCCAUCAAAUGUCAGAAACAAAACUCAAUCCAGGGCCGCUGGACCCUUAGGCCGGCAUUGUUAGUUUACAACAGUGCCUCCUGGGUCCAAACAUCUAAGUGCACAUGUAGCAAUAGUAAAGAUAGUAUGCAUGCAUACAUAACACAUAUGUAGAGAGAGCAGAGUAUACGUACACACAUGUUUCAUACAUAGCAACAGCAGAGAAGCUCAUGAACUAUAAAGGAUGGACUGUAUGCUUGUAUCAGACAUUUUGGUACUGAUGCUUUGUCAUAUAUUGUGUAACAUAUAACCAACUUGCAAUCAUCUGCCCCCAAAGUUGAACUAAGAAAAUCCUACAGGGUACUAGGAAAGGAAGGCCAUUGGGAAAAGGUGGUUAUAGUGGCAAUUUGUUAGCUCUUAUGAAUUUUCUUUUUCUUUUUAGACAUACUCUUAAUUCCAUUUUUUCAAUAAGUCUAUACUAUUUUGUGUUUUUAUGUUAGCAAGUACUUUGAGCCCCUCAAUAGAAAGUUGCUACAUCAUAUAGUUAUUAAAAAUAAAAAUCUCUCAAACAUACAAGUAGAGGUGGUAUGAGACUUCAAAUUUCCUUAGCCGAGUACAAGUGCAGCAGUUUUGUUGGCUGGCUGGCUGCAUAGAAGGACUGAUGGAUUGGCAGACCCUCAAGCUGGAGUGUAAUUGAUCUCAUUACAGAGGAGCCAGGCUGGGUGACAGUUCUGCUUUGCAAGUGGCUUUUUGCAUUGGUGAAGUAGCCCAUUUUGUUGUUCCUGAUGUUAAACAGGAGAUGAAGGUAUUCUUUUAUUGGCACAAACGUGGGAAAUUGCUCUGGAUUCUUAGAGGAUAGAACAUGUCCCCUGGACGGAAUAAGGUUCAUGUGUGGGGCAAAUUUAGAUAGGGGCACCUUAUUGGGGUUACUACUGGUCUCUAAAUGGUCAAAGCAAACAACAUGUCCAUCUAAGCUGUGAUGUCCACCUAAGCUGUGAUGUCCACCUAAGCUGUGAUGUCCAUCUAAGCUGUGUGUGUCCAUGAGAGUGACGCAUUUUCUCCUCUGCAGUAUUAUAUUCUAAACUGUCAGCAGACAUUAAUUCGGUCGCUGGUGAAGUCCCACCGCCUAGAGAUGAACUCUGCCUCCGAUGGAUGUUUUCCACUUCAGUGCCACUCGUCUUGCAAUUACUGGGUCAUUAAUAUCAUUGCAUGCAAUUAGUGACAGUAGAAAGAGCUAGAGGGUUGUGGGAUGUGCACCCUCCCCACCGUGAACUUUUUACUCUGACCCUUUCCCAGCUAGGCCUUUUCGUAUCUUGGCAAGGAUAUUUUAAUGAUUGAGACUGUCAGAAUCUUCAGAGCAGGCACUAGAUUAUGUGCUGGAAAUAAUUCACUCAAACACAUGCUUCUUCAUGGUUCAGAAUAUUUUCAUUAGAUAUUAUCACUAUCCCUUCCCUGGGAAGUUUCAUUUUUAAAAAUCUGAUGCUUAAGUACAGCUAAUAUAGACAAUAGGGAAUUAUGUUUUAUCUUUAGAACUCUUACAUUAUUCUUUUCUUUAAAAAUGUGAGCUGAGUCAUUGCUAUUGCAAUGGUCAUCUGGCUGCCUAUUUUUAAAACACAAUUCCUCUAUCUUAGUAGAUUUUGGCCCAUAUUAAGCAUAUUAAAAAUGACUUUUUUUUUUCAAGACAUGGGGUUUUAUUGGGGGCUUAUAUACAAGGAAAGAGAGAGUCCAGUGGCAGUGGGCUGGACAAGAUAUCCACAUGGCCCUGUGGCAGUGAGCUGGGCAGGAAAACUGCAACUGCUUGCAAACAGCAUGUAGUUCAUCUAUAGCAUUUUCACUUAACACCACCCAGCUAAUGACUUCCACCUGGCAACCUUCAUUUAAUCCAGAACUUAGGACCUCGAGUCCCUGUAUGGCCCAUGUUCCACAGGAUGGGCCGAGGGCUCAGCUGUUCCUCAUAGACAAGGAAUGACUCUCCACAUUGGCCACUCCCGGAUUCCCUAGCUCAGGACACAUAUUCAGGUGUGUCUAAGGCUGGCUCUUCUAUGUGAAGUUACUUAUUCUUUUACCAUUGACUCUCAUGUUCCCACUAUAUUAAGUUUUUCUGAAUUACUGUGGCAAUAAGAAACGGUCCCUUAAAUUAUACUAGAAGAAAAGCCUUUUUUUGUUUUGUUUUUUAUUUUGAAAUUAUGUUAAAUUUUUUUUCUUAACUGAGAGAUUCCACCUGCAUAAAUCGUCAUAACUUUUAACAGUAAGAUCUUAGACUUAGAAAGUGAUGUUUUUCCUCAACAGAAUUUAUUAAAAAUCAAGACAUCAAGCUGUUCCAAACAAUAUUUUGAGGGGAAAUAAAAUAAACAACUCCAUAAAUAAUCUUAUGUGGUUAAACAUGUCUCUAGCAAAACAAACAAACAAAAAAGUCGGGGGUUGGGGGAGGUGCAGUUUAUUGCCAGUACUGUCUGGUCUUUCUCAGAAGAGCGUCAGUGUACAUCACUGAGCCUGGACGGUAUGUUUUCUUGAUCUGUACCCCCUAUGUGUACAUGUGCUUGCACGCACACACAUGUAGACACGCACACAUGUGCACCUGCCAUCACUGCUUUCUGCUCUUCCGUCUUUUCACUCUUGAGUGUCUGUAGCCAGUAGCUUUCCAGGUCUGUAUUGUCAAAGAUACCUAUGGCCCUGAAUGUCUUCACUGAUUGCUAUUUGACAUUCAUACGGUUUUUAAUGGUUAAAAGGCUUUAUGCGAAAGCUGUGAUAGAAUUUCUCCUGUUCUAGAUGUGGUGUUUAUUGCUUUAUUUUGUGACUUUUCUCUCAGUAGAUUGACCUUCUCCCUCAGUGUCCAAGCCUCGCAUAGCAUGAUGGCACCUGUAAACUCAGUUAUGUAUCCUGGUAUCCUUUCUCUUCCCAAGUAGAAGCAAUUAAGUAAUAUAUGUCAUCAAAACCUUUUAAGUGCACAUACAAACAAAAUCAACUUACCAAACUGCUUCAAAGUUGUUCCAUGUUUAACACUCUUAUUUCUGAGCUCUGGGUAGAAUGUACUAUUAUUGUUCAUCAUGAAUAUUUGAAAUUAAAGAAGUAAAACUGUACCAUUUUCUUUAAGAGCAUCCAUUUGUGCUUGAUAACAUCUUCAGUCAUAUUUCAAUGCUGGCAGACAGGAGGAGAGGUCUAAAUUGUGACUCAAUUUUAGAAUCUACUUUUUCCAAAUUAUUCUGUUUAGUGCAGAAAACUAAUUGUGUUGCACAGAAAAGUCACUGAAGCUAAGCCAGUUAUUACCUCUUAAUGCAUGAUUUACUGCUUUAAGUUUUCAAAACACAACCAUAGCAAUGUGGUAUUAAUUCAAGUGAUUCUUCCCAUCAUAUUGAACAAUAUUUUCACGGGUGAAAAACUCACACAUCCUACAUCACUGAUAGUUUAUACAGUGUUUUAGCUGCGGCUCCCUGCAUGCAAAAUAAGAGUUAAUCAAAUGUCAGUGAGAACCGUCUCAUCAAGUAGAGGGCUUGUUUUGUUUAAAUUAACUUUGCUAAGUAUAAAUUUCUUCUUGAAAAUAAAUUCUGGGCCGGGCACGGUGGCUCACGCCUGUAAUCCUAGCACUUUGGGAGGCUGAGGCGGGCGGAUCACGAGGUCAGGAGAUCGAGACCAAACUGGCUAACACUGUGAAACCCCGUCUCUACUAAAAAUACAAAAAAUGAGCCGGGCGUGGUGGCGGGCUCCUGUAGUCCCAGCUACUCGGGAGGCUGAGGCAGGAAAAUGGCGUGAACCUGGGAGGCAGAGCUUGCAGUGAGCCGAGAUCGCACCACUGCACUCCAGCCUGGGUGACAGAGCGAGACUCCGUCUCAAA
Molecule: messenger RNA, 6601 nt
Organism: Gorilla gorilla gorilla (western lowland gorilla)
Lineage: Eukaryota; Metazoa; Chordata; Mammalia; Primates; Hominidae
Gene: EFNB2
Product: ephrin B2
Exons: 3
Coding region: 714-1241 (175 amino acids)
Biological process (GO): axon guidance; ephrin receptor signaling pathway; blood vessel morphogenesis
Cellular component (GO): plasma membrane
Molecular function (GO): ephrin receptor binding
Source: RefSeq, a predicted model, not a curated record